AUAAACAGCCGUAGACGUGUCCAGUGUUCAGUAAAUAAUCAAAAAUGGCAAAGAAACUACAUUAUUUCAAUGUGAACGGUCUCGCUGAGGCGAUAAGGUACAUUUUACAUUACACGAAACAGGAGUUCGAGGAUAUCAGACACGAUCUUGCAACUUGGCCUGAUGAAGAAUUUAAGAAAGCUCUCCCUUUCGGCCAGCUGCCCAUAUAUGUGGAAGGUGACAAGGUUCUCAACCAGUCGCUCGCUAUUACUAAGUAUGUAGCGAGGGACAGCGACCUGAUACCAGCUGAUCACUGGCAGCAAGCCGUGCUUGACAGUACAGUCCACAAUAUUUAUGACUUCGCCAAAAGUCUUGUACAAUACAACCAGGAAAAAGAUGAAACAAAGAAAGAGGCUCUCAAAAAAGUAAUUGUUGAAGAAACCGUUGACUUUUACUUCUCAAGAUUCGAAAAACACUUAGCAGAUAAUGGUGGAUUCUUUAUUGGAAAGUUAUCGUGGGCUGAGUUUAUUCUAGUCGGUGUAAUUGAAGGAUUCAAUAUUUUCCUGGGCAUUGAAAUUGAAAAGAACUAUCCCACUGUGAAAAAACUGGUUGAGAAGAUCACUCAUCUGCCCGGAGUUAAGGAGUACAUUGCAUCUAGAGAACCUUACAAAGCUCCCCAACUAAGGAAAUGAAUUAAAUAAAUCUAUCUAUAUUAUUUGACACAA
Messenger RNA from Trichoplusia ni (cabbage looper), 704 nucleotides. Its product is annotated as glutathione S-transferase-like. The coding region runs from base 45 to 671 and encodes 208 amino acids. Lineage: Eukaryota; Metazoa; Arthropoda; Insecta; Lepidoptera; Noctuidae. The record is from RefSeq and is a predicted model, not a curated record. The transcript has 4 exons. Gene Ontology annotation, molecular function: glutathione transferase activity. Gene Ontology annotation, biological process: glutathione metabolic process.